AUGCCUGUUUUAUUGCCCGGUUACAAUAUUCAGCGUCAAAUCCCACCAUUGCCAGCGACUUCAGGCUCUUCGUCGAACCUUUCUUUCUUUCAACCGUUUCUUGGGCACCUUCUACCACCAGAAGCACUCCUCUCAUUCUCGCAUGACGCUCAGCUACGCAGAUCCGCUGUUCCACAUCAUAUUCAGGAUGAGCGCAAUGAUUCGGGAAAUGAGACAAUGUCGUCACCGUCGCGCAACAGCAGUCCUUCACUCAGCUCCCCGGCCUCCAGCAAUCCGGGAAGCCGCUCCAACUCCUUCUCUGUCUCCUCUCUCCUCAAAUCGGAUCCAUUAACGAAUGGGAUUCAAGUAAAUGGUGCCCAAGUACCAGCACCUGUACCUCUACCAGCUCCAUUGCCAGCUCCAUUGCCAAUUCCCACAGAUCUCCCAUCCCAUCCCUCCCUCCCAUCCCUUCCAUCCACUUCCACAAUCAAUCACUUCACUCAUCACUUCCUGCAGCCUGGAUCCGACUUGCGUAUGCCACCACCAUCUCUAUCCCUUGCUGAUCUCCAACGGGUUAAUCAACUCCAAAUGCAACAACAAAUUAAUUUGGGAUCGUUUCGGAUGCUAAACUACAUGGACAUGUUGCCGUUGAUGGGCGAGGGAAAAAUGGCGCCGAAAGAGAUUUGUGUGGUGUGCGGUGAUUCGGCAAGUGGAUAUCAUUAUGGAGUGAUGAGCUGCGAGGGGUGCAAGGGUUUCUUCCGUCGAAGUGUACAAAAAUCGAUCGAUUACGAGUGCCACAAAGAGCAGACAUGUAGCGUGGAUCGAGUGUCGAGGAAUAGAUGUCAACGGUGUCGAUUCGAGAAGUGUUUGAGAGCUGGGAUGAAUAAAGAACAAGUGCGACAAGAUCGAAAACGAUCGCGGAAGACACGAGAAGAUGAGAGAGAACAGGAGAUUGAGGAGGGAAAGCAAUGGGUGAAUGGGAUGACACAGAUGGCAGGGAUCGGGAAAGAGAUUUUCCCAAAGGAGGCGAGGAUUCAGAGUGCUGAGGAAGCUCGCGAGCGUUUGGAUCAUUUCAUCAUCAAGAAUGCGCUCUUUUCUCGAGUUGGAGAGGUGAAGCGGAAAGAUUUGAUUGAGAAAUCAUUGCCUCAGAUUUUGAUUGUUCGAGCUGCUUUUUCACCGGAUACCGUUUCCCCGGCACUUGUCGAACCGUUUACGUUGGACAUUCGAAAGAUGAGGAACGGGCUUGAGAAUGUGGUGGAUGAAGAGGUUUACCUAAUGAUGGGUCUAAUUUUGGCGAAUAAUCUCGACGCUGACGGGGAAACGAUCAAAUUGAGACUCUCAGAGUGUCUACAAGCACAGAUUGCCAUCCGGAAAGCCGACCCACACAUUUACGAGCAGAUGAUGUUCAAAUUAGGCGGACUCCGAACGAAAAGUGAU
Messenger RNA from Mesorhabditis belari, 1416 nucleotides. The record is from the annotation of a GenBank genome assembly. NCBI's taxonomy places the organism in Eukaryota, Metazoa, Nematoda, Chromadorea, Rhabditida, Rhabditidae.